Molecule: messenger RNA, 1371 nt
Organism: Calliphora vicina (urban bluebottle blowfly)
Lineage: Eukaryota; Metazoa; Arthropoda; Insecta; Diptera; Calliphoridae
Product: guanine nucleotide-binding protein subunit alpha-11-like
Exons: 1
Coding region: 30-1073 (347 amino acids)
Biological process (GO): phospholipase C-activating dopamine receptor signaling pathway; adenylate cyclase-modulating G protein-coupled receptor signaling pathway; action potential
Cellular component (GO): heterotrimeric G-protein complex
Molecular function (GO): GTPase activity; G protein-coupled receptor binding; guanyl nucleotide binding
Source: RefSeq, a predicted model, not a curated record
GCUGUGUUUUAAAGUGAUCGUUAUAUAAAAUGUAUAAAAUUUACUGUUGUUUUAGCGAAAAAAGAAGGAAACAAAAAGAAAUGGAUAAAAUCUUAAGGGAUCUUAAAAAACAAUACAAAAAAGACAUUAAACUAUUAUUACUGGGUACUGGAGAAUCUGGAAAAUCGACAUUUAUACGCCAAAUGCGUAUUCUGUACGACAAUGGCUACAGCGACGAGGAAAGAAGGAGUCACAUUAAAUUGAUACAUGAAAAUAUUUUUACUUCAAUGCAAAAUAUGAUAGCUGCCAUGGAAUCAUUAAAAAUUGAUUAUGAGAGAAUCGAAAAUGCUACGGAAAACUCUACGCUCAUAAUGUAUGUAAAUACCGGGAGUAAAACCUAUUUAGAGGAUCCCUAUUUGACCGCAAUUAAAGAACUGUGGAACGACAAGGGCAUACAAAACUGUUAUAUGCGACGUAAUGAAUACCAAUUGCAUGAUUCCACUAAAUACUAUUUGAGCGAAAUUGAUCGCAUUGCUUUGCCAGACUAUAUGCCUACGGAUCAGGAUAUCUUAAGAGUUCGUAUAGCGACCACAGGUCUAGUUGAGCACCACUUUCAAGUGAACAAUGUAAAAUUCCGCAUGACAGACGUGGGUGGACAACGUUCGGAGCGAAGAAAGUGGAUGCAUUGCUUUGAUAAUGUUAAGGCUAUAUUAUUCUUAGUUGCCAUUUCGGAAUAUGACCAGGUUCUAAAGGAGAAUGAACAACGUAAUCGUCUAAGAGAGUCUAGAAAAGUUUUUGAAUCUAUUUCGGAUUAUUUCCAUGGCACGCCAAUUAUAUUGUUUUUAAAUAAAGACGAUUUGUUGGAGGAGAAAAUUAUGCACUCUCAUUUGGAUCAAUUUUAUACGGAAUUUAAGGGGCCACGAUAUGAUAGCGAAGCAGCACGUAAAUUUAUAUUGGAUAUGUUUUUGCAAGUUCGGAACAGGAUGUACUAUCAUUACACUUGCGCUACAGACACCAAGAAUAUUGAAGUAGUAUUUACCGCAGUAAAAGACAUCAUUUUAACUUCGAAUUUAGAUAGAUUUGGACUGGUGUAAAAUUAAAUAUCAUAAACAUCCAACCGGCGAUAAAUUGAUUAUAGUUUUAUAUUCGAUUUCGUAAAUAUUCGUGCAUGUAUUCUUUAAAACUUAAAUUGUUUAGAUAAACCAUAUUACUACAUUAGCGGUAGUCCUUUAUACAAACACAUUACCAAGACGAGGACUCAACAUCAUGAAUAUCGUUAUUGUUUUUAUCAAAGAAUAACAAGAAGGGAAGCCUCUCAUUUUUAUUAUUCUUUGGUUUUUAUAAAUAUUUUUAAAAUAAACAUAUUUAAAAUACAUGGUAAUAAAAAACAUA